AAGUAUUUCUCUGCUGCUGCCAACACAACCUUUAUUUUCUGUGAUUUAAAAAAAAAAAAAAAAUUAUGCAGUACAAUUGACAACCAUAGCUAUGAAUGCCAAGAAACCUACCUUACUGAAGCAAAUACAGUAUUCUUCCCAUCACUCUCUAUUAGUCUCUGCCAAAUCGCAGGAAUCCUCUCAGGAUCCCUCACCCUGUACCCAUCUUCCUCUACCACUCUCUUCACCACUUCCGCAUACGACACUAUCUGUACUACUCUGACGGUAGCAACCUCAACCUGCCUUUCUCUCACCGGACACCUCCGAUCUCUAGCCCCAUGGGCACCCCCACAACUAACAUCCAAACUACACAUUCCAUCAUCUCAUGCCCUCUUGCACACUUCUCACAUCUAGGACUCUCCCUCCUACUUACUGCUGCAACAUGCCCAUAAAUUUGACCCAUUAAACACCAAAGUGUUUCACGGGAUAACUCUCACUUCCUACCUUAAUCUUAUCUGCCAAAGAUUACAGCAAAACUUUUCAGUUUCCCAACUCUCUCCACCGGAUCUUUGUCGCAACCAGGCUUGGGGAGUAACGUAUUAAAAAUGCUUUCACACUUCUAUGUUUUCUCAAUGACAUUUAAAUCAACAUUGAAAAAAGGUGCAAGUUUUUAAGUUUGUUCCACCUGAGCGUGUCUGACCACAAGUCAGAGACCACUAUGAUGACACACCAAAUAUGUUUGAUGGAUCGCUGGAAAAGAUCAGGAAUAGGUUUUUGUAGGCUACAGUCCAAGCUAUGUCUUCCAGUGCUGCGACUGCUGUUGGCAUCCAAAGAUUAAUCAAUAAAUGCUUGGAGGAGACAGCUCACUGCAGAAUGAGUCCACACAGUGCUGCCAGAGUGGUGGUGGUUGGUGCUGGUCUAGCAGGCUUAUCUGCAGCUUCCACCCUGGUGAAAGCUGGCUUUCAGCACAUCCAAGUCCUGGAGGCUAUGGGCAGGCCUGGAGGCCGGGUCUACACCACAAGACCCUUUGGCCAGAAUGUAAUUGAGCUGGGGGCCAACUGGAUCCACGGUCAGGAGGCCAACCCUCUCUUCCUGCUAGCCCAGGAGCAGGGCCUGCUGCUGGAGGAAAGAGGCUCAGCCAGCAUCAUGUGCCUGCCAGGCUCCGUCACCCCUAGGGACUAUUUCUUCCGGGAGAGCAGGCGACAGCUUCCGGUGGACGAGGUGGAGCAGGUGUGUUCCUUUUUCAGCGGGCUCACCUCCAGGGCCUUCGAAUCAGAGUUGGAGCCGAGGCACAGCAGUCAGAGCCUGGGGGGCUACCUGGACGAGGAGUUCGCCCAGUCACCCCUGGCGGCCUCCGAGGACGGCGCAAGGGUAUUCGAGUGGUGCAAGAGGAGCGAAUGCACGGAUGAGGCCAGCUCCUCCCUCUAUGAGGUGUCUGCCUCGCAGCUGGGUCACUAUGUGGCCUUGGAGGGGGGCUUCUUCAAUUCUUUGGGCCCCGGAGGUUAUCAGGCCCUGGCAGACACCCUCUUGGACAACCUUCCGCCUGGAGCCGUGCUGUGUGACAGGCCGGUACACAGCAUCCACUGGGCCCUGCAGGAGGAGAAGAACCACACCUGUCCAGUCAGAGUGCUGUGCCAGGGGGGCCAGUGCUUCAUGGCAGACCACGUCAUCGUGACCGUCCCUUUAGGCUUCCUGAAAGAGAAUGCAGUGGCCAUGUUUGAGCCAGCCCUCCCCAAGUCCAAGGCCGAUGCCAUUGAGAGACUGGGCUUUGGCACGGUGGACAAGAUUUACCUGCGGUUCGAGGACAGGUUCUGGCCCCACGACUGUGCCGGGAUCCAGCUGGUGUGGGACGCGGGGCCCGAGGAUGAGGAGGUAUACCAGCACUCUCAGUCAGAGGGUGGGGCCUGGAGAGACAUGUGGUAUAAGAAGAUCUGUGGCUUUGACACGGUGGCCCGCCAUCCCACAGUCCUCUGCGGCUGGAUCACAGGCCGGGAGGCCCAACACAUGGAGAGCCUGGAUGAGAAGAUAGUGGGAGAGGUCUGUGUAAGAAUGCUCAGGUCCUUCACUGGCUGGUCAGUACCAGAGCCAGCCCAGGUCCUGAUGUCCAAGUGGGGGAGUGAGCGUUUUGUCCGUGGUUCCUAUACGUACCCCCCUCCAGGAGUGGACGCUGUGAGGGAACACACAGCCCUGGCAGCCCCUCUUCCUUUGCCCUGUGAGGCUGGAUACUCACAGGCAAAGCCUCUUCAGGUGCUGUUUGCUGGCGAGGCCACCCACGCUAACUUCUACACCACCACUCACGGGGCCUACAUGACGGGCAUCAGAGAAGCACAAAGACUCAUUGACCUUUACGCCGAUAGUGAGCCCGAUUCCUAUAACGAGUGAUACACAAAACGCCUCAUUAACUAAGACCUCUAGCUUCUCAACAGGUUACUGAUACUGAUGAAAUUACCAUGAAUUGUUUUCAGUAAGCAGCUGCUUGAAAUCAUUAGCCACUAUGAAUGUCGCCACUAUGGAUUCAGCUGUGGACUUUGGUCACUAUCAUGCGAUUGUGUUAAAGUUGAAGUGCUUUGUAAUUGUAGUUGUAUGUCACAGUAUUAGUUCUUUCUUUUAGGGAUUGGUUAGCAUACUAAUAAUGAAUAAUGAAUGCUAAUGAAUACUCAUAAUGAAAUGACCUUUGUUCCUUCUUUCAUGUAAAUUGAAACCGUAGCAGUAAUUCAUUGACAACCUUUUUUUUUUUUUUUUUACACAAAUAAUUUUUUGGGGUGAUGAAUAUAUUAAUUGAAUCCCAAUUAGAUACACCACACUGCCAUUUGUUUUCACAUUAAAAUUUUAUGCACAUAUCA
Salmo salar (Atlantic salmon) is the source of this 2822-nucleotide messenger RNA. The record is from RefSeq and is a predicted model, not a curated record. NCBI's taxonomy places the organism in Eukaryota, Metazoa, Chordata, Actinopteri, Salmoniformes, Salmonidae.